This is a messenger RNA of Caenorhabditis elegans, 627 nucleotides long. It is a transcript of the gene dnj-3, whose product is annotated as J domain-containing protein. Lineage: Eukaryota; Metazoa; Nematoda; Chromadorea; Rhabditida; Rhabditidae. The record is from RefSeq and is marked reviewed.
CAUUAAUAGUAUAUGGCAAAAUUCAUUCAAAAACGAUUAUUCGCAUCAUACAUCAUCAGAAAAAACUACUACGAGAUAAUUGGAGUUUCUGCUUCUGCCACGAGACAGGAAAUUAGAGAUGCAUUUUUGAAAAAGACCAAGCAGCUUCACCCAGACCAGUCUCGAAAAUCUUCAAAAAGUGAUUCGCGAGUUGGAUGGGCUACUGGUUCUUCUGAAACCGAACAAUUUAUGCUUGUGAAGGAGGCGUAUGAUGUUCUCAGAAAUGAAGAAAAACGAAAAGAAUACGAUUUAGCGUUUAGUAGAGAAGGCGGUUUUUUAAUGGAGGCGACGCAUAAAACUCAAGAAAUGUCAACUCAGAGGAGGAAUAUUCAAAGAGCUGAAUGGAGUGCUGAUGUGAUACCUGAUGCAAAAAGGAAUUCGAAAAAAGUUGUAUAUUCCCAUUUUAGAAAUCCCGAAGAUGAAUACCUCCGGGAAAAGCAGAAAAAUCGAAUGCUCGUCGUUUUAGCAGCAACUGUCAUGGCUUUAAUAGGGGCCAAUAUUGUUUAUAUUAGGAAACUACAAGCGGAUCGCCUUUCGAAGCCGGUUUAGGAUUUUCAUUGUUUUGUAAAAUAAAGAUUUUUACCUAGA